This is a messenger RNA of Scophthalmus maximus (turbot), 2017 nucleotides long. Its product is annotated as G1/S-specific cyclin-E2. NCBI's taxonomy places the organism in Eukaryota, Metazoa, Chordata, Actinopteri, Pleuronectiformes, Scophthalmidae. Gene Ontology annotation, biological process: G1/S transition of mitotic cell cycle; regulation of cyclin-dependent protein serine/threonine kinase activity. The record is from RefSeq and is a predicted model, not a curated record. The transcript has 12 exons. The coding region runs from base 317 to 1420 and encodes 367 amino acids. Gene Ontology annotation, molecular function: cyclin-dependent protein serine/threonine kinase regulator activity. Gene Ontology annotation, cellular component: centrosome; cytoplasm; cyclin E2-CDK2 complex.
AAUAAGAAGAUGUAAGUAGGUCAUACUUAUGGCAGUGGAAACUGAAGGGUUAUGAAUUUAAUGAAAAAAUAAUAAAAUGUUACGUAAUCGCAUCCACAGCAGAUUCGAUCUUUACACACACAGACACACACACAAACACAAACACACACACACACAAACACAGACACAUACAGACACACACGCACACACACAGACACACGCACACACAGACACACACACACAUGCGCAUUGUGCCGCAGACGAACACUUGUUGGCGCCAGCGGCAACUUGGAGGCAGGUUUGACUCGGGACUGAACCUCGGAGGACAGAAGCAACCAUGACUAGACGAAGUGGUCGCCUGCACAAAAGAUCUGAAAACGCUCCAGGGCAGAAAAGCAAAGUUGCAAAGCAAAGCAACAGGAAAAGGGUUCAGCCCCUGUCAAAGCUGCAUUGUGAGAAGAACCAGCUGGUACUUGAAGGCAUCACCAGGCCGUGUGUUCUCGUGGAUACUCCGAUGAAAGGAGUCAGGAUCGAUGGCGACGGAGGCUCUUUGGUCCGGCCUUCCCCUCUGCCUCAUCUUGGAUGGGGCUCCUCUGAUGACGUGUGGGUGAAGAUGGUCAGCAGGGAGCAGAGUUACAGACACAGCAAGAGCUUCAUGCAGAAGCACCCCACGCUACAACCCAGAAUGAGAUCGAUGCUCCUCGACUGGUUAAUAGAGGUGAGUGACGAGUACACGCUGCACCGGCAGACGUUCUACCUGGCGCAGGACUACUUCGACCGGUUCAUGUCGACCCAGAACGACGUAGAGAAGAGCAUGCUGCAGCUCAUCGGGAUCACCUGUCUGUUUGUAGCGUCAAAGAUGGAGGAAGCAUGUCCUCCAAAGCUCUGGCAGAUGGCGUACAUCACUGCAGGGACCUACUACAAGGAAGAGAUUCUUAAAAUGGAGUUAAUCAUUCUGAAAGCGCUGCGGUGGAACCUCUGUCCAGAAACAGCCGUGUCGUGGCUGCAGCUUUACUUCCAGAUGGCGUCGAUGAGCGUCGACUCCGACCUGCUGGAGCCGCAGUUUCCUCAGGACGCGUACAUCCAAAUGACACGGCUAUUAGAUCUUUGUAUCCUGAGCAUAAACUCCCUGGACUUUCAGUAUCGAGUGUUGGCUGCGUCGGUGCUCUGCCACUUCCUUCAGCAGGAAGCAGUUGAAAAGCUCUCAGGUCUGUCGAAGGAUGUCCUCCAGCCCUGCCUCAACUGGAUGGCUCCCUUUGUUGAAUCAGUGGGCCGGUGCGGCCGAGUGGCGACGAGGGAUUUUGCCAGUGUGAAAGACGACGGACACAACAUCCAGACGCACACAGACUACAUGACCAUGCUGAAGGACGCCUGUAAAAACGAGGCCGACAGCCAGUUCCCCACUCCUCCCAGCAGCACCGAGAAAACCGACGCACACUGAACUGACGAGAGAGAGAGACUCUGAAGUGAGUUUAAACAAAGAGGAUGCAGGUUUAAUGUCCAACAAACAAACACAAGAGUCUCGUUUCCUGCAUAUGUCUCCUAACGUAGCAAGUGAUUAUCAAAAAAAAAAACUUAACAGAAUACAGAGGAUGAUGAAAUCUGUCAGUGAACUUUAUCCAGGACGACAUGCGACAGAAUCUUGGUCAAAGCUUUUUUUUCUGGUCUUUUUGCUGUUUUGAUUCAGGAACAGGUUUUUUAAAAAAGGGGUUGUUUGCUGCAAGUUGUGUCAUUUCUAGAUGAUGAGAUUUUAAUACUGAAUGUGCAAUUGUUGAAAUUGUUGUUUUGUAGCAUAUUAAAUAUGUUCAUAGCCAAAAGGUAAAAUCUUUUAUAAAAAGAAAACUUCAGGGUCUGUUUUUAAAUGUGCGAUUCUGUUUAGAACCAGUUGAGUUCUAGAUAGUUAUUUUUGACCAUGCUUUGUAUAACUCAGGGCAUUAGAUAGUCAGAAACUCUUUUUUUUUUUUUAAAUAAUUCAUUUUAAAGUGUACAAAAUGAACUGUAUUUAUUUUCUACCACAAAAUAAAAAAUACACAUUCUA